AUGACAUCCUUCCCCAAGUUGCUUGGUCCUGAAAGUCCCCAGAUGGGAACUCAGUUUCUCUCUUCUGUCAGCAUCUGCUUUUCAGAUGAUUCAAUUCAUCAAGCGAUCCAUGACAAGAAGAGACCCAAGAAAUCGGAAAUUCAAGCGUCCUUUGGGUUUGCCGUUCCUACUGGUAAGCCCUAUUCGGUCUAUGGUCGGGGUCGCAAGGAAUCAGUGACAGCAGAGACCAUUUCUGCUGAUGCUAUCCGUUUUAAUGCACCUCAGAUGCUCUCUACAGACAAGUUGCGGCUCUUGAACUCGUCUCGCGUCGGAGCAGUCCUUGGAGUAUUUUUUACUCCGAAUUCUCCUCCGGUUAUUGGAUUUGGCGCUAGUCCUGUUAGUACUACUUUCAAUGGGCAAGAUGCUGUCCAUCGCGGGGCCCCAAAGUGGUCUGAUUGCUUUGAUCCCACUUUGAUCCAGCAAUACUGGCAGGGAGAUAUGAGUGUCCCUACUCAUAGUCUGGUGGUUUCCCUCAGUGGGCGAACAAGGUUGAAAAUGCCAGCGUCGCAGCAGGAUUUUGUUCAAGCAACAAAGCCUGCAAUGCUGGUUGGGGACUUUUCCAAGAUCCUUCUGAUUCCUGAUGGAUGCGGUGCCCCGGUGGGCCUUUAUUGGCCAACUUCUAUUUCUUUCGAGGACUUCAAAAAUUCUUUGAGUGGACAUGGUACUCCCUAUGGGAGUUUCUUGGAUUUAUUGCGGCGUCAGUCUUCUAUUUUUGAAGUGAGAUUGGUCGAACGAAUCGAGUCUAUUACUCGAUCAGUUCGACCCGCUUCACACCACAACCCACCAGCUACACACCAAGACAAAAUACUACAAACACACACACGGAGGACGGCAGUAGGCUAUCUUAGAUAG
Cylindrotheca closterium is the source of this 891-nucleotide messenger RNA. The record is from the annotation of a GenBank genome assembly. Lineage: Eukaryota; Bacillariophyta; Bacillariophyceae; Bacillariales; Bacillariaceae.